Prunus mume (Japanese apricot) is the source of this 1293-nucleotide messenger RNA. Its product is annotated as zinc knuckle (CCHC-type) family protein. The record is from RefSeq and is a predicted model, not a curated record. NCBI's taxonomy places the organism in Eukaryota, Viridiplantae, Streptophyta, Magnoliopsida, Rosales, Rosaceae. Gene Ontology annotation, molecular function: zinc ion binding; nucleic acid binding.
UGAAAACUCAGUCGAGCCACAAUCGAAAUCACCAUCGACGCUCAGCGGUUGUGCGUCCACGAAUCGGAGUCUCAGAGGCUGAGAGCGCUCUCCUUCUCUCUAUCGGUCCGCACAUUUUUUUUACUUCGUCGUGCUAUAGAAGUCACAGUAGCACCACCCGUCUGUAUAGCUAUUUGGCUCAGGGAGGAGGCAGCGGCUGUGUGGUGUUGGUUGUGGUGGUGUUUCAAGUCAGUGGAGCUAGGUCUUAAUAAGAAUUAAUUUAACAUGAGUUCAGACAGCAGGAGCCGAAGCAGGAGCAGGAGCAGGAGCCCUACGGAUCGUAAGAUCCGUUCUGAUCGCUUUUCCUACCGCGAUGCACCUUACAGGAGAGAUGGAGGACGUCGGGGUUUCAGCCGAGACAAUCUGUGCAAGAACUGCAAACGUCCAGGCCAUUAUGCUAGAGAAUGCCCUAAUGUUGCAAUUUGUCACAAUUGCGGUCUUCCUGGGCACAUUGCUUCAGAGUGUACUACAAAGUCGCUAUGUUGGAAUUGCCGGGAACCUGGUCACAUGGCCAGUAACUGCCCAAAUGAAGGCAUCUGCCACACCUGUGGUAAGGCUGGACAUCGCGCUAGAGAUUGCACAGCUCCCCCAAUGCCACCUGGGGACUUGAGGUUGUGCAACAACUGCUACAAGCAGGGUCAUAUUGCAGCUGACUGCACAAAUGAUAAAGCAUGUAACAACUGUAGAAAGACAGGUCACCUAGCACGUGAUUGCCCAAAUGAACCCAUCUGUAACUUAUGCAAUGUAUCUGGGCAUGUGGCAAGACAGUGCCCCCGAGCCAAUGUCUUGGGAGAGCAGCGUGGAGGUGGAGGUGGAGGAGGUGGAAUGCGCGGCGGCGGUUACCGUGACAUUGUAUGUAGGAACUGCCAACAACUUGGGCAUAUGAGCAGGGAUUGUAUGGGCCCCUUGAUGAUCUGUCACAACUGUGGGGGACGAGGACACCUGGCAUACGAGUGCCCUUCUGGCAGAUUUAUGGAUCGCUACCCCAGGAGGUACUGAUAAGUGGCAGAUGAUGUUACGGAAUUUACCUUUUAUCUCAAGCAAGCAGUUCUGAUUUAGGCUUUAGAUUGAAGGUUGAAACUGCAGACUAUUGAGGAGUUGAAUUGAGACUUUAUUUUGGUAGGAUGUGUUUCUGUUAAUGUGGAGUACCUAUUUUGCGUUAGAACAUAAUUGAUGAUGACUUAGUAUGAUUAUGUAUUGAAUUUUUGGCAAUUACUGAAAAAUAAAACAGUAUGUGAUUGGGUUGCCUGAGGA